AUGGGCAUGAAACACUCCUCCCGCUGCCUGCUCCUAAGGAGGAAAAUGGCGGAGAACACGGCCGAGAACACCGAGGUGAGCAGCCCACCCUCGCAGCCCCCGCAGCCCGUCGUCCCAGCCAAGCCUGUGCAGUGUGUCCACCAUGUGUCCACUCAGCCCAGCUGCCCGGGACGGGGCAAGAUGUCCAAGCUGCUGAACCCGGAGGAGAUGACCUCGAGGGACUAUUACUUCGACUCCUACGCCCACUUUGGGAUCCAUGAGGAGAUGCUGAAGGACGAGGUGCGGACGCUCACUUACCGGAAUUCCAUGUAUCACAACAAGCACGUGUUCAAGGACAAGGUCGUACUGGACGUGGGGAGCGGCACUGGGAUCCUCUCCAUGUUUGCUGCCAAAGCCGGGGCCAAGAAGGUGUUUGGGAUUGAAUGCUCCAGUAUUUCUGACUAUUCAGAGAAGAUCAUUAAGGCCAACCACUUGGACAACAUCAUCACCAUCUUCAAGGGGAAGGUGGAGGAGGUGGAACUGCCCGAGGAGAAGGUGGACAUCAUCAUCAGCGAGUGGAUGGGCUACUGUCUGUUCUAUGAAUCGAUGCUCAACACCGUCAUCUUUGCCAGGGACAAGUGGCUGAAACCUGGAGGGCUUAUGUUUCCAGACCGGGCAGCAUUGUACGUGGUAGCAAUUGAGGACAGACAGUACAAGGACUUCAAAAUCCACUGGUGGGAGAACGUCUAUGGCUUUGACAUGACCUGCAUCCGGGACGUUGCCAUGAAGGAGCCCCUGGUAGACAUCGUGGACCCAAAGCAAGUGGUGACCAAUGCCUGUUUAAUAAAGGAGGUGGACAUCUACACGGUGAAGACGGAGGAGCUGUCCUUCACAUCCGCCUUCUGCCUGCAGAUACAGCGCAAUGACUACGUCCACGCCCUGGUCACCUAUUUCAAUAUCGAAUUUACCAAGUGCCACAAAAAAAUGGGGUUUUCCACAGCCCCUGACGCCCCCUACACCCACUGGAAGCAGACUGUCUUCUACUUGGAAGACUACCUCACCGUCCGGAGGGGGGAGGAGAUCUACGGGACCAUAUCCAUGAAGCCAAAUGCCAAAAACGUGCGAGACCUCGAUUUCACAGUAGACUUGGAUUUUAAGGGACAGCUGUGCGAAACAUCUGUAUCUAAUUACUACAAAAUGCGUUAG
Lagenorhynchus albirostris (white-beaked dolphin) is the source of this 1185-nucleotide messenger RNA. It is a transcript of the gene PRMT8, whose product is annotated as protein arginine methyltransferase 8. Lineage: Eukaryota; Metazoa; Chordata; Mammalia; Artiodactyla; Delphinidae. The record is from RefSeq and is a predicted model, not a curated record. Gene Ontology annotation, biological process: peptidyl-arginine methylation. Gene Ontology annotation, molecular function: protein-arginine N-methyltransferase activity. The coding region runs from base 1 to 1185 and encodes 394 amino acids. Gene Ontology annotation, cellular component: plasma membrane. The transcript is spliced from 10 exons.